AGCCCGGUCGCCAUGGACUUCGACUUGAACAUGGAUUUUUCAUUCCUAAAUGGCGAUGAUCCAACAUUGGGCAUGGUACUGGCGGCCGAUGAUAACUCGCUAUGGGAAAAUUUUUCUCCAUUUUUGGAUGAUAAUGAAAUUGUACCUGAAGCUGCGGAAGAUACGUUCUGCAGUAAGAUGAUCUCACAAUUAGAAGGACUUGAACAAUGUGACGAUCACAGCUAUGCUGCUUUAUCACCAUUAAGUUCACCACGACAAGGAUCGUUAAGCAUCGGAAGCGAUUCGCCAACGAAUACAUCAGGCUCUGAAGCCUCAUAUCCAUUGGAUAUUCUCGAAGCUGCUAGCCAAGAAUUAUUCACUCAGACUUCAUUUGACGAUGUUAAACAAGAAGACACCUCACCAACCUCUCAGCCAACCACCAUAGCAGCUUCAAACAGCACAAGUGCUCGCUCAUCACAUUACGCACCUUACCGUCUUCAACCGGUCUCUAAUCAACAAAAACGAGCACCAACCCUUACAGCAGCACGAGCAGUCGCACAACGACCAGCUCCAGUCGUUCGAUUUAAACCUGCCUUGCGCAAUCCAGCUAACAUAUCACUAAGCUCACCAUCAACAUAUUCUUCCCCAUCAUCAUCGACUCUCUCAACCACACAGACUGCUCCAACUAUCAAAGGACCGACUGGCGAGCGUCAGCGAAAAUAUCCAGCCUUAAUUCUGACAGAAGAAGAAAAGAGAUUAUGCAAAAAAGAGUCGAUUCUUUUGCCGGAAUUCUAUCCAUUAACGAAGGCUGAAGAACGUGAUCUAAAGAGGAUCCGACGAAAGAUUCGCAACAAAAGAAGUGCCCAAACAAGCCGCAAACGCAAACAGGAUUACAUUGAACAACUGGAAGAUCGUGUCGCAGAUUGCAGUCAAGAGAACCAAGAGCUCAAAGCACAAGUCGAACUUCUUACUCGUCAGCAUCAGUCAGUGCUUUCACAAUUGCGAAAAUUGCAAGCUGCACUUGGCCAAAGCACACGCCGAGGAGCUCAAGCAGGCACAUGUCUAGCUGUUCUCCUGCUAUCGGUAUGUCUACUGGUUGCCCCGCAUCUGAAUCCUUUACAAACCAAGCAACGAGCGGUGGAAUCAGAAGAAGCCACACGCGCUGCUUCUCGCCAACCGAACAACCUCAGUCUACAAGAGGUUGUCAAACGAGCGCCGUCACAAGCUCGCUCUCGGACACUCAUGGAAUAUGUUUCAAAGGGUGGUCAAUGCCCACAGGUAGCAGAAGUACCCAAAGCUGUUGAAGCUCCGCCAAGUCCUGUGAAAAUAGCAAAGCAAGAAGGAACAAUAUUAGCAAAACGUCGGACGUUUGCUGCGACGCCGCCGGUGCCUAAUUCAGGCGGGAUAAAUUACUUACAGGAACCGAAGCUGGAACUGAAACAAGAAGGAAUGAUGUAUGCAACAUCGGGAGGAGUACGUCUAAACAAUCUAAACAACUUUACCAACCAACGGAUCUACAGCCACCCGCACAACCAUGAACAGCUGCAGUACCGUACGCAACCACCUGUGAAACGGAUCAAGGCUGAGCUCUACUGAGUAGUUUGGCGGUUUCCCUUGUUGUCAUCAUUGUAGUGUUGAGUUGUUGAGAGAGAAAGCUCUUUGGGUGUGUUGUAGGUGGUUGUUGUUUUGUUUUAUCUUUGCCUUUCUGUUUUUUGUUCUCUUUUUAUACUUGUAGUGUGCAUGUUUAUAUUUUUUCUUUUGUAUGUGUGUAACCAACGACGACAUACGCAUAAUGUUUCUGAGAUAAUUCUGUUAUUUCCAUAGCUUGUAUGUAUAUCUGAAAACACAAUCAAAAAACUUGGGUUGAGAAACGCCAACAUGCGCCGGCUCCGCGGACCACUGGUCCUUUCGCAAUGCUAUUGCGUACUCCAUAGGACCAGCUGUCCCCAGAGGCGGUUCUCAGUGGCGGAAUUUCCUCUACCCAACCAUGAAGUGGUCAUUAUCAGAAACAUUCUUGCUGUUUUCCCCUGCUUGCGGCAGAAUAUUUUUUUUUUGCAGAUCACAUUAUUUUUUUAUAACAGUUGUCACAUUCCGCAAAAAUACGUCGCGAAAAUGCUAGAGUGCUUGUAGGUGUGGAGUCUGAUAGAUUUGAGGGUUAAUUUCGUGCGCUUGCGGUGCAGACAAGAUUUGCGCGUUAAACAUUACUCGCGCGCGAACCUUGCAAAUUUGCGAUCGAUAAGAAUUUUUUUCAAGUGCAAGUGUUAUAAGUACCGCAGCGGAACCAAAUCGAUCGUCAAAUUCACCAGACUAUAGAUAUAGCCCAGCUUAUCGUAUUUUUACGUCAUUUUAAACGCCAAAUUUUUCCUCCUUUCUGUUCAACACCCGCAGCUAUGCUUCUUGAUUUGUCAAUGUUGAACGUCCUCAUGUUCAUUUACUGUUGUUACCAUUUGUUAUGAUUUUUCCCUCGCCCUACUCCCCUUUACCAUUUGCGCGCCUCUUCCCCCUUGUUCUCUCAGUGUAUUAGUCCCAUCUGAGAAAAAAGAAAACUUAUGGAUAAUUGUAUUUUCUUUUCCGGGUUGUUUCACUUUUCUGUGUUUUCUAUCAUGUAGGUUUUGGUGGAAUGGAGUAAUUAUAGACUUUCUAUUUCUAAAAUUUACAUACAUUCAACAUACAAUAAAAUAGCCUAUGCGAUACUCGCCUGUGUCAAAUUGAGAGAAUUGUGUAAAUAAAGCAUAUACAAAAAAAA
Cylicocyclus nassatus is the source of this 2725-nucleotide messenger RNA. The record is from the annotation of a GenBank genome assembly. NCBI's taxonomy places the organism in Eukaryota, Metazoa, Nematoda, Chromadorea, Rhabditida, Strongylidae.